This is a messenger RNA of Lactuca saligna, 1074 nucleotides long. The record is from the annotation of a GenBank genome assembly. NCBI's taxonomy places the organism in Eukaryota, Viridiplantae, Streptophyta, Magnoliopsida, Asterales, Asteraceae.
AUGGCUCUGGUUGUUUCUCUCCCAAUCGGAACUCCACCACAAGCGCAACAGAUGGUUUUAGACACCGGUAGCCAGUUAUCAUGGAUCCAGUGCCACAACAAAACCCCUACGGCGUCGUUUGAUCCGUCUCUCUCUUCCUCUUUCUCUAUCCUCCCCUGUAAUCACCCUAUUUGUAAACCACGAGUUCCCGAUUUUACCCUCCCCACUACUUGUGACCAAAAUCGCCUUUGCCACUACUCUUACUUCUACGCAGAUGGUACUCUCGCCGAGGGUAAUUUAGUCAGAGAAAAAAUUACGUUUUCUCGUUACCAAAGUACCCCUCCUAUCACCCUCGGAUGUGCUACUGCUUCCGACGAGGCCGAGGGUAUUUUGGGAAUGAACCUCGGACGAUUGUCCUUCGCUUCACAAGCUAAAAUUUCCAAGUUCUCUUAUUGUACUCCUACACGUCAAAAUAAUGCCAAAAUUAAACCCUCCGGAGCUUUUUACCUAGGUCAAAAUCCUUACUCCAAAACAUUUAAAUACGUUGACAUUUUGACUUUUCCCAAUAGUCAACACUCUCCCAAUUUUGACCCUUAUGCAUACACCCUCGGGUUAAACGGUAUCCGAAUCGGAGCGAAACGAUUAAAUAUUUCGCGAUCAGUGUUUCGACCAGACGCAGGUGGGUCCGGUCAGACACUGAUCGACUCAGGUACUGAGUACACGUACUUAGUGGACGAAGCGUAUAAAAAGAUCCGGGAAGAGAUCCUCCGACUCGCGGGGUCAAGAUAUAAAAAAGGGUACGUGUAUCGCGGAUCGUUGGAUUUGUGUUUUCAAGGAAAUGCGAUGGAGAUCGGACGGUUGAUAGGGAACAUGGUGUUUGAACUUGACAAGGGUGUGGAAGUAGUGAUUGGAAAAGAGAGGGUAUUGGAUGAUGUGGGCCGUGGGAUUAGUUGCUUGGGGAUCGGACGAUCAGAAGGACUAGGUGUUCCUAGUAAUAUUAUAGGGAAUUUUCAUCAGCAAAAUCAAUGGGUGGAAUUUGAUAUUGUGAAUCGAAGAGUGGGGUUCGGUGUAGCUGAUUGUAGCAGAUCAGUGUGA